This is a messenger RNA of Akanthomyces muscarius, 2841 nucleotides long. RefSeq lists its product as uncharacterized. Lineage: Eukaryota; Fungi; Ascomycota; Sordariomycetes; Hypocreales; Cordycipitaceae. Bases 1 to 2841 code for a protein of 946 amino acids. The transcript has 4 exons. The record is from RefSeq and is a predicted model, not a curated record.
AUGACACGUGUGGAGGCUUAUGAGAUUGAUACACUGCUCGGAAGUCUUCAAGACUGUGGCAGCCAUGAGAGAACGGAGCAGGCGCUAUCUAUUUUGAAUUCAGCUGCCGUGCACUCUUUUGCUGCGCUAUCUGUGGAAUCCAUGGGGCAUUUGCACAAUAUUGCCAAGCUGACACCGGCCAGGCGCUACUACCCGGAAAGUGAGCGCUGCAUGCAGGUAGUGGACUGGUCGACGAACUUGGGAUUUCUCGCUCAGCACAACAGCUACUAUGCUGAAGUUCAGGCGCUCUUCAACAGACAUGACUCUUUACAGAUAUUUAAUACAGCGCAACACACGUUCACGCCACGUUUACCUGCUAUGGACCAUAACUUGCUGGACCGGGACGUGAAUCGGUCGUCGACGGUUCGCAUUUCUGGAUUUGGAGCAGAAGGUUUUAACACAGAUAAGGAUCGUUGCUACGCCGGACGGGGCCAGUGGCAAGAUUCUCUCGCAGCGAAGCGCACGUUCGAAAUCACAAGGGCUUUACUGCGUGCCCGCGCACAGCCGUGCAGCGAGAUAAGACCGGAUCUCGUGGCACACAUGUGGAAGUACCUGCAGGAUUCACACGUCGCCCGCCAGACAGAUACCCCGCGCACGAAGUUAGAAUAUGACGCUGAAUGGUUCAUUGAGUCAAAAGAAUUUAUCUCUGAAGACUGGCUCAGCAUCCAUCACUAUCUGAGCCAUGGUGGAACCUCGGUGAAUGGCAGCGACAUCGCUAUGUGGCUUGCGACGCUGGCAUUCUCAGAACAUUCUGAUAUGACAGUUCUGCAGAUCCUCGCUGGCUUCCACAACAACCCUUCAAUGGCUUCCAUUACGUUACCCACAGCCUACAGAUUCGACAUCGGACGAGGGUUCGAAGUCGAUGAAAACGAGCUUCGCGCCGCGAUUCGUGCUGCGGCACACCCCAUUGAACAUUGUCCGCCUCUUCACAUCGUACAGCAUCAUCAAGAAAGCUACGAAACUUUUAGACGGAGGCAGCUGAAGCAGUUGGAAAAAGCUGCGGCCCCGUUUUGUGAAGAUAUCCAAGAGCGGCUGAAGCGCCAGUGGUUAUGCGAAGUGCCGCACUUGCCGACGACAUUGGCAGCGGAAGCAUAUUUCAACAUGUCACAGGUGAUGAGCACUGCAAAAGGGCUCUUUAAAAAUUGGUAUGACAACCAUCGAUUCCGGCAGUACCUCGAAGAAAUAGCACGCCAGAUAAAUCGUGACACAUUGCCGCAACAGAUGGAUUCUCCCUGCUGCGCAGUGGAAAAAUGGGCGCAAGAAGGACGACAGCGCUUCGUCAACUCCUCUGCCAUUUUUGGUCAUGCUGCUCCAACUCUGGAGCCAUUCCAAUCACUUGAUCUACGGUCGCACUUGCAUCCUCGCGUCGUGUCUGGAAAAACAGAACCUGCCGUGAUGUCCCUCGUCGCUCGCCUGGAGGCUAUCGCAGGUUGCCCGUACGAAAAGGAAGCCAAGUUGAUUGCGGAGAUCCAAAAUCCAGGACAUAAGAGUUGGAGCCCGGGAGAUCACCCCGAGUGGCUGCUGCUGGAGGUGGAGAAUAAUAUUCUCAUACGAGAGGUCCAGCACCGAAUGGCACAGCACAUGAGUGCGCCGGCAUCGGGCCAAAACGAAAUCAUGCAGCUGAUCAUGGGCGGCGGGAAGUCUUCCGUGAUAGUGCCGAUGCUCGCCUCCGCUCUGGCCGACGGGACCCGGCUGACGCGCGUCAUAGUCGCCAAGCCGCAAGCCAAGCAGAUGUUUUCAAUGCUGGUGGCAAAGCUUGGACGCCUGCUAGAUCGACGCAUCUACCUCAUGCCCUUUUCCCGGUCAGUUCGGGUAGACGGCGCCAGCAUGGAGGUCAUCCAGCGUCUCUAUAGCCACUGCAUGGCCACGGGCGGCGUCCUCCUAGUCCAGCCGGAGCAUAUACUCUCUUUCCAACUGAUGACGAUAGAGAAACAAAUAUCCGGCGCGAUUGAAGGACGCCUCAUGUUAGAAACCUUGCAAUUUCUCCAACGAAACUCUCGCGACAUCAUAGAUGAAAGCGACGAAAUUCUCAGCGUCAAAUACGAGCUCGUCUACACUAUGGGCACGCAGCGCUCCAUCGACCAUGCACCGGCCCGUUGGAUUGUUAUCUCCGAAGUGCUCGAUGUGGUUAAGAGAUGCAUCCCGGCAGUACAGGCACGCUUCCCAGAGGGAGUAGAAGUAUAUCCUGGACACCGUGGCUCCUUUCCCCGAACACGUAUUUUACAAUACGAGGCUUUUGUUGAGCUGUCUUGUCACGUUGCUGAGAGCAUCUGCAAGAAGGGGCUGAGUGGGUUUUCGAUUGCGCACCAGUCUGAGGCGGUCCGGGCCGCGGUAUGCCUCUACAUUAGCAAACCGCACCUGGCACAAGAUGAACGUGAUUACGUGGAACUGCACAGCGGAUUCAUGACCGAUGAAACAAGAGAUACGCUGCUGUUGCUGCGAGGUCUCAUGGCGCUAGGCAUCUUAUCGUUCAUUCUCGAAAAGAAGCGUUGGAGGGUGGAUUACGGUCUUGAUCCCCUUCGGCAGCGCCCGACACGGAUGGCCGUGCCGUUUCGUGCCAAAGAUCUUCCUUCUGAUAGAUCAGACUUUAGUCACCCAGAUGUAGUCAUUGCGUUUACCUCGCUCAGCUAUUAUUAUGAGGGGCUCUCGGACGAUGAUUUGGUCCUAAGUAUAAGCCAUCUGCAGGUUUCCGACCAGGCAGAUGUGGAGUAUCAAGAUUGGGUCAAAGACGCAGAGGAUUUACCCUCUUCACUCCAUCAGCUUGUGAGCAUCAAUUUAGAGGACCGUCAGUCUUGUAGAUGA